Messenger RNA from Frieseomelitta varia, 3004 nucleotides. It is a transcript of the gene CkIIalpha, whose product is annotated as casein kinase II subunit alpha. Gene Ontology annotation, biological process: protein phosphorylation. The record is from RefSeq and is a predicted model, not a curated record. Gene Ontology annotation, molecular function: ATP binding; protein serine/threonine kinase activity. The transcript is spliced from 8 exons. Lineage: Eukaryota; Metazoa; Arthropoda; Insecta; Hymenoptera; Apidae. The coding region runs from base 671 to 2071 and encodes 466 amino acids. Gene Ontology annotation, cellular component: cytosol; protein kinase CK2 complex; nucleus.
AAAUAAAGAUUUAGCUCGUUAUAAAAAUAAAGCUCGUUAUAAACGAUUGCUAAAUCCGAUGUGAUACGAUUAGUUAUCGUUACAACAUUUUUCUCGUCGGUAUUUUAGCGAGUAUUGGGGACAGAUUUUUUAUUACUAUGCAAAGAAAAUACCCGUGAAGUAUAUCGAAAGAUUAACUUUAAAUUUGAUUUCGCUGUUCUGGCUUGCAAUUAGAGUACUAAACGACAAUAUAUUACGAAUAAUAUCUCGAAAGGUUAAGUUGAUAAUUGAAGGAAGUAAUAGUCGUAAUAAGGUUUGAUUGAAGAGACGGUUGAAGGUUGGAGAUUUCAAUCUAUAUAUUUGAAGUUUGUGGUGGAUUGUUGGCUGCCAUCUUGAACCUCGAUCGUUUGAGAAGCCGGCCGCCCGCAAAAAUCUUCGAGUUUCACGCGUUCGCGCGGCCCCACGUAUCUCGUAAGCAGGUUGCGUGGUUUCACGACGAAUUUCGAGAUCUGUUGCAGUCAAUCCGAUCAAGAUUCGUCUCCGGAAUGCUUUAGGUGUAUAUUUGUCCUCGCGCAUUUGUAACUGGGUGAGUGAAGGAUAUAAAUUAACUAGCUUUUGUAAUUUUUCGAUAGACAACAGUGAAAGAAUAGCAAUCAGCAAAAUAAAUAGUAGUAGCGAUAUAUCAGAAAAAAUGGCACUACCCAGUAGAGCGCGAGUCUACACAGAUGUGAAUUCCCACAAAUCCAGAGAUUAUUGGGAUUAUGAAUCUUAUGUUGUCGAUUGGGGACAACAAGAUGAUUAUCAACUAGUAAGAAAAUUAGGCAGAGGAAAAUAUAGUGAAGUAUUUGAAGCCAUUAAUAUUACAAGUAAUGAAAAAUGUGUUGUAAAAAUUUUGAAGCCUGUAAAAAAGAAGAAAAUAAAAAGGGAGAUUAAAAUCUUAGAAAACCUCAAAGGUGGGACCAACAUAAUUACACUCCAAGCUGUUGUCAAAGAUCCUGUAUCGAGAACACCGGCACUGAUAUUUGAACAUGUGAACAACACAGAUUUCAAGCAAUUAUACCAGACGCUAACAGACUACGACAUAAGAUACUACCUCUACGAAUUAUUAAAAGCACUGGAUUAUUGUCAUAGUAUGGGAAUAAUGCAUAGGGACGUCAAACCGCACAAUGUUAUGAUAGAUCAUGAAAAUCGAAAGUUACGGUUAAUCGAUUGGGGUCUAGCAGAGUUUUAUCAUCCAGGUCAAGAAUACAAUGUACGAGUAGCAUCGCGUUAUUUUAAAGGCCCAGAAUUACUUGUAGAUUAUCAGAUGUAUGAUUAUUCAUUAGAUAUGUGGUCUCUUGGAUGCAUGCUCGCAAGUAUGAUAUUCAGGAAAGAACCGUUUUUUCACGGACACGAUAAUUACGACCAACUAGUGAGAAUUGCAAAAGUUCUCGGAACUGAGGAACUAUUUGAAUACCUUGAAAAGUACCACAUUGAAUUGGAUCCCCGUUUCAAUGAUAUUUUAGGUCGACAUUCACGUAAACGCUGGGAGCGUUUUAUGCAUUCGGAGAAUCAGCAUUUGGUGUCACACGAAAGCCUUGAUUUCCUUGAUAAACUUUUACGUUACGAUCAUUACGAAAGACUUACUGCACGCGAAGCUAUGGAACAUCCUUAUUUUUAUCCAAUAGUAAAAGAUCAAGGUCGAUUAAAUAUGGUAUCAUCGUCACCUACUCCCAUAACAGGUUCGUUGCCUGUAGGUAUCGAUACUUCGCGCAAGGGGCUUAAUCCCAUCCCUAAGCGUGACUGUGAGCAGCGUUGCGGUUCAUGGAAUAAACCGACUGAAAAACGUGGUGGGACAAGUUGGAAAUGGGACUCAGAAAACGAUGAAGUAUUCAUCACAUCCGUUUCAUCCUUAACACACGAUUCACAACUUUUGAUUAGUUAUGCGCUAAAAUCUGGACCUUCCAUUCCACCCAGACGUACAAAAUCGGGAAGAAAAGUAUUUUGUAUGAUGGUGGACCACUCCUUAUGUAAAUGGCAAUUAUAUUUUGACGUGGUGUAUAAACUUCUAUAUUUUAGACAUUCCUCGUUUUUCACCCUGGCUAUCACUUGAAUGAAUUUGAGAUGUUCAAAUGUAUCAGAAAUAUCCAUCUUUAUUACGCGUGAUUGGAAUCUUAAGUGGCUCGAACAAGAAAUGCAAAAUGCGUUUUCAACUCUGCUGUAUUUCAAAUGAUCUAGAAACGGAAGAAAGUUUAGAAUAUUAAAAAUGAAGUCUAUGGAAGUACGUGCUCUGUCCAUAUUGGCCGGUGUGCAUGUGCGGUUAAUAAUUGUACGUUGCUUUUCUGCGUUUCUUUUCUUUUCUAAAUUUUUUUUUUUUUUUUUUUUUUUGUAAUCUGUCACUUUUGUUGUUUUCUUUUGACGCUGCUACUAAUGUCACGGUCGCGGAAAAUUUGUAAAUGCAUCAAGAUACGAUUAAAUCAUGUUAUGUCACUUGGAAAGAUCGUCCGUUAUUACAUGAGACAUCAUAACAAAAAAAAAAAAACAAAAAAAAAAAAACCGAUGCAAGGAUAAAUCAUAUGCACUUGCAUCUAUAGAGGCGCGUACGACACACACAUACACAUAGCACAUACGUGCUUACACUUAACAUGUACCUUAGGCCGCUCGAUUUAGUACUUUUAACGAUGAUAAAAAUGUUCGUUUAUAUCUGAUACAAUGAUAGUUGAAUAAAAUGUUUGUUAUAGCCAAGUACUCUUUGUGCUCUGUGAAUACCUGUAUGUCCAGUAAUAGAUAUUACCAAGACGUAAUAUUGAUCAAAUAUUUUUAUGAUCAUGUAUCGUCAUUUGUAUUGAGAACCAGAGAAGGAAAGACAGAGAGGAAGAGAAAGAUUUGAAAGAAAAGAAAGAGAAUAGAGAGCACCGUUUAAGGUUUUUAGUUUUCAUUUUCAUUGAUCAAAAUGAGAAUUCACAGGCACCUGAAAACACUUGGCGCCAGCAGAAGCCUACGUACAUGAACAAAAUAUAUACACGCCGAUAGAUGGAAAAAGAAA